AUGGGUAGAAAAGGCACAACAAAUUCAGUGACUGAUGAUAUGGUGACGCAGCCAGUAUUAUCGAAACCCCCAUCUUUACAAUAUAGUUUAAGUUCAUUGAGCUCACAGAUAUCGAAAUGGAACGCGGCAUCGAGACCGACGUCACCAAAUAGAAGCCCUACGAAGAUUACUCCGAAUAGAAAAGAAGAAGAGUAUUUGCCUUGGUAUGAGCAGUAUCAACCUCGUACGUUGGAUGAAGUUGUCAUCCAUAAGAGGAAAUUGAAAGACGUUACUGAGGCGCUGGAAAAUAUGUUAAACGGUAACUCAGAUAGUAGAAUCCUCUUGUUAACCGGACCCAGUGGUUGUUCCAAGAGCACAGUAGUAACCAAACUAGCUGAUUUUUUGAUUCCAAAGUAUAGAAAUUCCUAUGGUAUGCGUACAACUCUUCGGAACAGGGAAAAGACGAAUGUUGUUGAAUAUGGGAAUGAUUCGAUCCUGAAUGGUCAACCACAGACGGAAAGUUUUGCAGAGUUUUUAAGGCAAGCUAAGUAUAGAAUUGGCUCCAACUUGUCACUGAUAUUAGUAGAGGAUUUACCUAAUGUGUUUCACUCAGGAACGCGGUAUUCAUUCCAAAAUAUUCUCUUGGAAUGGCUAUACUCAUCAGAUGAAACAUUACCACCUUUAGUUAUCUGUCUAACCGAAUGUGAGCUUGAGAACGAUUCCAAUACGUUCAACACUUUCAAUAUAGAUUCUACGUUUACUGCAGAGACGAUCUUAGGUAAGCAAAUACUGUCACAUCCCAGAUUGAAACGAAUAAAAUUUAAUCCAAUUAACAUGACAUUAAUGAAGAAGCAUCUCAUGAAAUUAUGCAGCAAGAAUCAAUCUCUCCUGGAGCAAAACAAGAAAUGGUCUCAUCGGACUGAAUUUGUGACGCAUUUAUGCAGUAAUUGCGGGGAUAUAAGAUCAGGUAUAUCUGCCUUAGAGUUCUGGGCGAAAUCGAGGCAUUCGAUACCGUUAGAGACCAGAGAACAAUCCAUUUCGUAUUUCCAUGCAAUUGGUAAAAUUAUUUAUGGUUCCCAUGAUAUUAGAGAUGAUCAUGAGAUGAUAAAUUCUUUAAUUUUGGGCUCGAAGGGACUAUUGGGGAAUGAUACGUUUAAACUGGGAUUAUUGGAGAAUUAUGGAUCAUUUAAUAUGGGUAAAUUUGAUGUUAAGAUUGCUGCACAGUUAACAGAUGCAUUUAGUGAAAGUGAUAUGAUGAAUCGAAGUUCUGAAUCAUUUGAAUAUACAGUGAGGAAGACUAGGUCAUUAUUUUCCACUUUAAAUGAUAAUAAUAAUCGUCAUGGUGGUACUAAUUUUCCUCGAGAAUGGAAGAUACGGAAAUCGAUAAAUGAAUUCAAGAUCGAAUCUAGUGAUUAUAUUAAUGUGUCACUGUAUAAGUAUAACGAAUCGCAUCAUUUUAAAGAUAUCAUUUUAGAAUAUGGGUUCUACGGGCCAUAUAUUAGGAGUUUGAGAAAUUAUAAGAAGAAGGCAUUGCAGCAUUAUAUUGAAAGUCUUUCCAAUGAUUUGAAGAAGCAAACUGCCAUUAUGGAUCAAAAUGAGGAUACUCUCAAAGUUGAUGAUUCUAUCGAUAUUCUUAAUCGUAUUGGUGGGAAUAUUAAAGCGGUUGGGACGGAACACUUGGCGACUUCAGAGGACGAUAGUGAGCAACAGAUAAGACGAUCGUUGGAUCAUCUUAUGGUGCAACGAGAUACCAAAUUAAAGAGACUUAUUGAAGCCAAAGAAGAACAAGAGUUACACGAGGAGGGAUUGAUAGAAGGUGAUGAUGAGUUGCUAUUAGAGGAUAGAAUCAUUGAUAGUGAUGAAGAAGACGAUGAAGAUGACUCGUUAUAUGACUUAUUAACGCAACAAGAACCACGUUCUAGUGCGGAUAUUAAUGAAUCACUUUCAGAUUCAGACCUAGAAGAAUUAGAUAGAUAG
Naumovozyma castellii is the source of this 1956-nucleotide messenger RNA. It is a transcript of the gene RAD24, whose product is annotated as Rad24p. The coding region runs from base 1 to 1956 and encodes 651 amino acids. The transcript has a single exon. The record is from RefSeq and is a predicted model, not a curated record. Lineage: Eukaryota; Fungi; Ascomycota; Saccharomycetes; Saccharomycetales; Saccharomycetaceae.